AUGAGCGAAUUGCUUAUUCGAUACAAAAGUGGAAUAAAAUUAUAUAAAUUUGAAAAAAAUGAAAAUAAAUACAACAGUAAAAUAAUAUUUGAAUAUGAUGGAUAUAUACAUGAUGUUAUUUGGUCCGAGGAUGGAAACAGUUUCUUAAUUUUUCAUUCUACAAAUGGUGUAUUAUUAGCAUUAAACUCAUCUACUAAUAUAAAAAUUAGUUAUAUAAAAUGCCAAAAUAAAUAUAAAGAUCUAUUUACAAAAGAUAAUUUAGCAUUAAUUAAACAUGUACAAUGGUCACCCAAUAAUAAAUAUAUAGUAAUCUUUUAUCCUUAUGAUGAAAAUAAAAAUAAAGAAAUCGGUAAUCUUUUAUUAUGGAAUGUAGAAAAAAAUAAAGUUAUAUCAUCUUUUAAAAUAAAAAAAAAUAUAUGUACAAAUUGGCCAAUAAUACAUUUUACUAAUGAUGAUAAAUAUUUUUUUUUACAAAAAAAAUCAGAUAUAUAUAUAUAUGAUACAUCUAUAUUAGAAAAUGAUGAAAAUACAGAUAAAAAUGAUGUUUCAAAUAAAGAUAUACCAAAUAAUUAUAUCUAUUCAUGGAAUCAUCUUAAUGUUAUUGCUAUUUAUUUUUCAAAAUAUAUUGAUAGUCAAGAUUCAAGAUAUUUUAUAUUACAUACUAAACAUAAUUUUUUAGGUGAUAUAUAUAUAUAUAAAAUUGAUGGACUAAGAAAUGAUAAAACAUCUUCAUCAAGUUUAAAUCAAAAUAAUAAUAAAAUUAAUAUAACCUUAUUAACAAAACGAAGUUUUCAGCAUUUAGAUAAUUUAUUAUGUUUAUAUUCAAUUUCUGGAAAAUAUGUUAUAUUUCUUGUAUCAACCAAUGAUACAACUAAUAGGUCAUAUGGAUAUGUUAGUAAUUGCUAUUACUGUUCAUUAUUAUCAGCAUCUGUAAAUAUUAAAAAAAUAAAUACGCAAGUUGCUCAAGAUGCAAAAUGGAGUAAUUUAUGUGAUGAAUUUUUAAUUAUUGAAGGAAAAUCAGAUAAUAUAGUAUAUUUAUAUGAUUCUAAUUUAAAUAUAAAAUCUAAAAUAUCUGCUCAAUAUAAAAAUACAAUAAAAUGGUGUACUUUUGGAAAUAUGAUAGCAUUAGGUGGAUUUGGAAAUCUUGCUGGUGAUAUAGAUUUUUAUUAUAAAGAAAAAAAUUAUAAUAUUACAUUAAUUAAACAAUAUAGAGAACCAUGCACUGUUUUAUGUGAUUGGUCUACAGAUGGUACAUUAUUUAUGACUGCAUCUACUUUUCCUAGAAUGAAAGUUGAAAAUACUUUUAAAAUAUAUACAUAUGAAGGUGAUUUAAUCAAUAAUUAUAGUUUUAAUGAAUUGUAUGAUGUUAAAUGGAAAAAUUCUGUUCCGGGUAUUUUAGAAGAACCACCUAAACCUAACCCUAAACUUAUAGAUAAUAAAAAAAAUGUUUACAAAAUUAAAUAUGUAAAUCAUGAUAAUUUAUCUACUACUAAUAAUACUAUAUCAUCUUUACGAAAUGCAUCUAUUGCUUUUCCCGCUACUCGAAUAAAUCGAAACCUUACAAAUGUAAAUAUUUCAAAUAAUAAUAAUAAUAAUAUUGUGGAUAUCUCGGAUUCUCAAACUUCUAACGACACAAAUAUUCAAAAAUCCGCUGAUUUAACAAAUGCAAGUAAUAUUUCUUCAAAUUUUGAUACUAAUAAUACCGAAUCAAUUGAUAAAGAAAAAGGUGCAUUAUCUGCAUCUAACCAAAAUAAUACAAAUAAAUUCUCACAUCUACCAAGGAAUCAAACACAGAACCCACAAAAUAAUACAUCUAAUAAUACAAACCAUAUUAUUAAACAGCCAAAAAAAAAAGAAAAAGCAGCUGGAGCAAAUCAUUAUAAUUGGGAUAUUGAUUGGAGGAAACAAAAUGCGGAUUUAAAUUUACAUCCAAAAAAUAAAUCAGUUUCAACAUCUACUGGAUUCAUAAAUACAAAUCAACAUGCUACCGAUUCAAAUUUUAUCCAAAAUGGAAUUAAUAAUUAUAAAAAAACAUCUGAAUUUUUAAUUCAAAAUGAUAUAUAUAAUAAUUCUGAUCAAAUAGAAAAGUCAGAAUUGUUAUCCUCUUUGCAAAAAGAAUAUUCAAAUUUAUUUAAUUCGGCUAAAAACCAUGAAAAUGGUAUGGAAAAAGAAGUUAUGAACAAUUAUGAAAAUAAAGAAAUUCAAACUGCCACAUUAGUAACCAAUAUGUCCGAAACAGAUCGACCAGAACGAACCAACCAUUUAAAAUUUGACGAUUCAAAAAAAGGAAGAAAUGAAAACACUAAUAUGGAUGACAAAAAAAAGAAAAAGAAAAAGGAAAAAGAUAAAGAAAAGGAAAAAGAUAAAGAAAAAGAGAAGGAAAAAGAAAAGGAAAAAGAAAAAGAUAAAGAAAAAGAUAAAGAAAAAGAGAAGGAAAAAGAGAAGGAAAAAGACAACUCUAGCGCUUCGAUUCCCAACAAUCAUGGAGAUUCUGUUCAAAAAUCAGAAAACGAUCCAGAUGCAUCUGCCAAAGGUCUUAGCACCGUUAUAAAUGGCCAAGAGUGCAAUAACAAACUUCUUAUACAUUUAAAAAAUGAUGAAAAUAAUAAAAAAAAAGGAAAUGAAAAAAUUUCUGAAUCAGAAAAUAUUCCUGAAAAUACCGAAAAGGAUCAAAAAAAAAAAAAAGAAAAAAAUAAAAAUAAAAAAUCAAAAAAAAAAAAAAAUGAAAUAUUAGGUGAAAUAAAUGAUAAUUCAACAAACAAUAACGUAGAUCAAUUAGGAAAACGUCUUAUUAAUUCUGAAGAUUCAAAUUUUCAAAAUAAUCAACUUAUCAAUGAUAAUAAUAUGUAUUCAUUAAUUUUCCACGAAAUAAUCAAAAAUAACAACACAGAAGAUAAUAAUAUAAAUGAAAUACAAAUUCUAAAUGAACGUUUACAUAAUAAAAAUAUACAUCAUGAAUUAAAUAAAUUUAAUGAUAAUCGAUUUGGAAAUUUAAAAGGAACUGUUUCUAAUGAACAUUUAUAUAAUAAUGGGAUGUUAAAUUUGGUUCAAUCUGCUUCUACUAUAAAAAUAAAUAAAAAUGAAGAAAUUCAAAAAGAUAUAAAUAAAAUUGAAACAGUUAAUCGAAAAAAUAUAAUUAAUGAUUAUCAAACAAAUUUAAAUAAUCUUAACGAAUUUUCAAAUAAAGAACAAUUUAUAAAACAUAUUUUAUUUUUAAAGAAACAAAAAGAAAAUGAUAUCACUGAUGAACAAAACGAAAUGAAUCCUCAUCAAAAUGAAAUAUCUUAUAAUGACCAAAUUAAUUUAAAUAAUUAUAUAGAUCAUAAUGAAUAUCUUAAAAUAAAUAAAAAUAUUAAAGAUAUGAACAAAAUAGAACAAGAUAUGCAAAAAAAUGAUUUGACAAAUAUACAUAACAAUUCAAAAUAUGUACAAAAUAUGAACGAAUUCAAAUCAGGAAAUUCAAAUUCUUUUUUUUAUAAUUUUAUUAAUAAACAAAAAUUAUCAGAAAAUGAUUAUCAAACAUUUCAACCUCAAACAUUAUAUAAUGAUUCUAAUAAUUUUGAUCCCAAUCAACAAAAACAAAAUAAUUAUAAUUCUCAAAAUAUACAAAAUAUAUGGAAUAAUGAAAUAAAUAAUCAACCAUUUAAUAAUAAAAAUAUACAACACAAUGAUGAUAUUCUAAAAUUAUUUAAAACUGUUCUUCCAUAUGCAAAAGUUAAUAUUGUUGGAAAAAAAAAAGAUGAAUCAGAUAUUAAUAAUAUACAACAAAAUAGAGAUAAAAUUAAUAUACAAUAUUAUCAUGAAAAAAAUAAUAUAUCUGAACAAUCAAUAGAAGAGAAUAAUAAAAGAGAAGCUCUUGAUUAUAAUACUCAAGUAGAAGAAAAAAAUAAUUAUAUAAAACAUAAAUAUAACAAUAUUUAUAAAAUGUCUGAAAAUUCAUUGAAAGAAAAUAUAAUUAAUAAAAAUAAAAAUGAAAAUAUUCCACAUAUUAAUAAUAUUUCAGGAAAUAUCAAAUUACAAAUAAAUAAUUUCGAUUUUUGUGAACUUUUGAAAUUCUAUCACACAUUAAAUAUUCAACAAAUACAAUUAAAAAUAUAUUGGAUAUUCUUUAAAAUAAAAAAUUAUGAUAAUAAUAAUAAUAAUCCUGAAAUUUUGAGAAAAGAAAAUAUAAUAUUAUCUAAACUUAAAGAAACAAAAGAUAUUUCAACUUAUGCUAAUUAUAUAAUUAAAAUAAAUUAUGAAAAAAAUCCAAAAAAAUAUCAAUCUUUGUUACAACAAUUUAUAGUUAUAUUGAAACAUCAUGAUAAUUUAUAUCGCCAAAAAAAAGAUAAAAUUAAAUUAGAACAUUAUGAUAAUCAUUUUAUUAUUAAUUUUAUUAACAACAUUGAUCAAAUUGUAGAAAAAACAACAGCCCAACUGACCCAACUGACCCAACCGGUUCAAUCGGUUCAAUCGGCUCAACCGGUUCAAUCGGCUCAAUCGGUUCAAUCGGCUCAAUCGGCUCAAGAUGUUAAUAAUGCAUACAAUUAUCAAACCCAUUUUUAUAAUCAAAAAAAUAAAUUAAAAAUUCAAAAUUAUCCUCCGGGUUCCGUUUCUAAUCAAAUUCCUUUCAAUAAUUCAUCCUCAUCAAAUUCAUAUGAACACAUCUAUCAUAGAAAUCAAGGAUUAAUAUCACAUACUUUUAAUAAUUAUAAUUCUGGAACAAUGUCAGGAAAUAAUAGUUUUAAAGAAAAUGAACAAACUAUAGAUAAUAACAAAAAUCUCAUCCUUCAAAAGCUUAUUGAAUAUUUUAAACAAAUAAAUGCUACAACAGAGCAAAAAAUAAAUCUUUUAAACAGAAUCAAUUUAACAGAUGCACAAAAAAAAUAUAUUAUAAAUAAAAUUCAUUUUAAUAAUAAUGAACAAAAUAAUAAUUACAAUCUUAACUCAGAAAAUGAUAAUCAUAAAUUAUAUAACAUGUCUAUCAAUCAAAAUAAUAAAAAUAAUAAAAAUACAAUAAGAAUAUUACCUGACCAUUUUAACAUCUCAGAACAAGUUAGACAUACUACUGAUUUACCUCCUUCUACUAAUGAUUCUAUUAUGUAUUCACAAUUUGAUAAUAAUAAUGAUGGAAACAUAGAUGUGACCUCUCCUAUUUUGAACAUUAUCCAUAAAUCUAUUGCUAAUAAAAAUAACCAAAAAGAGUUCAAAAGUAAUGUAGAUGUAGAUGCAGAUGCAGAUGUAAAUGCAGAAAAUAACCAAAAUUUAUUACAAAAAUAUCAAAUUCUUAAUAUGCUUAAACAAAAAAAAAAAAUGGAAAUGGAAAAUGUAGAUACAUAUGAAGAUAUCUCCCACUCAUUCAAACAGCCAAUAUCUCAACAUCAUUUACAUCGCCAAGAUAUUAACAAUUUUUUUGAUCAAAUAAAUUUCAGAAAUUCAAAUAAUAUAUCAUCAGAACCCAUUGAUUAUCCAAUUCAAGAAGAUCCUGAUUCUAAAACAACAAAUUUCUCGUCAUAUAAUUCUAAUACUCAUAUUAAUUAUCCUAACAAUACAAUUAUCAAAAAUAAAUUAAAUACCUUAGAUGAUUCAAAACAAGAUAAUACACAAAAUGUAAUGAAUAGAAUUUAUUUCAAUUUUCCUCAACAAAAAGAUCAUAAUAAUUUUACCAAUUUACCACCUCUAUAUGAUUCUACCCCCAAAAUCUCCAUGAAUAAUAGAAACAAUAAAAAUGAAUGUAAUAAAACUGAAGGGGAUCAAAAUGUUAGAACCCAAAAUGACAGAACCCAAAAUGACAGAACCCAAAAUGACAGGACUAUUAGCGAACUUCAUUCGAAUGAACAUUAUAUAAAAAUAAAUAAAAAUUUUAAUAAUAAAAAUAGUGAAGGAUUAACAAAUAAUAGAGAUAAUAAUAAAGAAGAAAAAAAUUCAGAUAAUAAUAAUUCCAAAAAUAGAAAUGUUAGUAAGAAUGGAAAUAAAAUUGAUCGUAACCCUGAAAGAAAGGAACAUGAACAAAUUAUAACUAAUGAUGUAAAAAAUGAAAAAAAUAAAAAAAAACAAAAAAAUCAAAAAAAUACCACAAAUCAAAAUUCACUAAAUACAAAAAAUAUGACUGGAUCGAGAAAUGGAACAGAAACUCAAGUUCCUAAAACAUUACCUGAAAUAAAUUCGCCAAAAUCUAAUUUGAAUGAAGAAAAUAAAACCGAUAACAAAACAAUCAAUCUUUUGCAAGAGCAAAAAAAUGCAACUACUCAAAAUAAUAUUUAUGAUACUGAGGAUACGAAACGUCCAGAUGCAUUAAGAGAUAAAUGUUGGCAAUAUAUUGAUCCAAAAGGUGUUGUUCAGGGACCCUUUUUUCUGGAAGAAAUGAGAAUGUGGAGCGAAUUGGGAUAUUUCGAACCCAUGCUUCCAGUUAGAUGUUGUGAUUCUGAUCGUUUUAUUGCUUUAAACAAAUUGUUUCCUCCUCCACAUAAGCCAUUUACUAUUGUUCCUAAACCCCAACCAAUAUUACAAUGGGAAGAAGAAUUACCAUGA
Plasmodium yoelii is the source of this 6510-nucleotide messenger RNA. RefSeq lists its product as uncharacterized. Gene Ontology annotation, cellular component: cytosolic small ribosomal subunit. NCBI's taxonomy places the organism in Eukaryota, Apicomplexa, Aconoidasida, Haemosporida, Plasmodiidae. The record is from RefSeq and is a predicted model, not a curated record. Gene Ontology annotation, molecular function: tRNA binding; translation initiation factor activity; mRNA binding. The coding region runs from base 1 to 6510 and encodes 2169 amino acids. The transcript is spliced from 2 exons. Gene Ontology annotation, biological process: translational initiation.